UCGUCGUUCAAAAUGAUCUGCAACGCAUGCGUGAAGAAAAUCAUCAUAUACAAUCGAAUAACCUUUCUUUGUUUGUAAGUAAUUUGGAUCCUGUGAUUGAUGAACAACUACUUGAAGUCAUAUUUACUAAAUUUGGUAAAGUAACUAAAACACAUAUUUUGAGAAAUGGUAGUCAAUCAAAAGGUAUUGGUUUUGUAUGCUUUAAUACAAUGGAAGAAAUAACUAAAGCUUUGAAUGAAAUGAACGGUAAAUGGAUUCUUUCAAAACCAAUCUAUGUGAAGUUAAGUACAAAUGUUGUUAAUUCUCAAUCAAUUACACCUAAGUCAGCGACACCACCGAUCUCCUCAGCAAAUGUAACUUCUCCACCAAUGAUUCCAAUAUCGUAUUUCAAUACUCCAUUAAUGUUUUAUCCAUAUACAGUUAUGAUUCCAACUCAAUCAAAUAAUUAUCCAUUGCCAAUAGCUCCAUUUCACUUAGAAGCACCAUCAACUAGAGAACAUUCACUACCACCAUCAUCAAUAACAACAACAUCCACUACUUCUCAUACGGAAUAA
Molecule: messenger RNA, 554 nt
Organism: Rotaria sp. Silwood2
Lineage: Eukaryota; Metazoa; Rotifera; Eurotatoria; Philodinida; Philodinidae
Source: the annotation of a GenBank genome assembly